Wallemia mellicola CBS 633.66 is the source of this 1490-nucleotide messenger RNA. Its product is annotated as P-loop containing nucleoside triphosphate hydrolase protein. Lineage: Eukaryota; Fungi; Basidiomycota; Wallemiomycetes; Wallemiales; Wallemiaceae. Gene Ontology annotation, cellular component: mitochondrion. The coding region runs from base 35 to 640 and encodes 201 amino acids. Gene Ontology annotation, molecular function: GTP binding. The transcript has a single exon. The record is from RefSeq and is a predicted model, not a curated record.
CAAUUUGGGGCAUGACGGUUUGUUUCUAACCAUUAUGUUAUCAAAUAAGCAGUUACAAAAAUUGUUCACUAGUAAUAUAAAACAAGUUAAUUGGAAGAAUAUACAGAAAUCACGUUCGCCUGAAGUUCUCUUCGUUGGUAGAUCAAACGUCGGUAAAUCUAGUCUUCUCAAUAGCAUUUUAUCGACGAAGGAUCUCGUCAGUACGAGUAGACACGCAGGACAUACAAAGCAUUUGGGUUAUUUCUCAACUUGUAAUGGUAAAUUAACUCUAGUCGAUGCACCAGGAUAUGGUAGUAUGGGUAGGGACGUAUGGGGUAAUAUAAUAGAAGAGUAUAUUGAAACGCGUAUGAAUUUGAAUAGAAUCGUUGUUCUUAUUAAUGCUAUGCAUGGUUUACUCGACAGUGAUCUUGCUUUUCUCGACUACCUGAAUCGACAAAGGGAAGAAUCAGCUGUAAAUUGGGUAUUUCAAUUGGCAUUUACAAAAUCUGAUACCGUUCCAACAAAUUUAUUAACACAACAGCUUGAAAUUAUUCAAAACGAUCUCGUAAAAAGAUUUCCGACGUUUACACCACCAAUACACCAGUUAUCAGUGAAAGACCCAACAUCAAUAAUGCAAUUAAGAAGAAAUUUACUCAGUUGAGAUAAUCUAUUAUAUGGAUAUAUCCUUGACUAGUACUAAAAACUGCUUUUCCUUGAUUUUCAUCAAAAUCACCAUCUGUAAUUAUACCCAUAUGCUCGCAAUCCGAUGGUGGGAAUACUAUAUUAGAAUUGUUAUCGAUUACCGUGCAUUUAGGAUUUAGUCCACCAGAUAUUGUCGAAAAAAAGUAGGUAUUUUCAUUCACGCUGAGCGUAUAUCCUUUAGAGAGUGAACUGAAAUUCAAGUCAAAUUCUCUUGUACUAUAUAAUGGAAACUCUAUUGUUUUUGGAUUACGGAUGUCUGAAAAGUUGAAUGCUGUUCUAUGAAUAUGGGUUUUCGAAACUGAUAAGAGGUAACAUGUUUCUGUUUUGUCGAUAGAAUCGUUAGAUGAUGAUUGUGAGAAUUUGGAGGCUUCGACUAGAUUGCUACUACCUGAUAAACGCGUAUUGACGAAUGAUUUGGUAAGUCUACUGUCACAUUGAACAAAUGACGCUUUUUUAUUAUCAAGGAACAUAUGCGAUUCGUUGAACGAUCUGAUAGAUGAUAAGUCAUUGUCCUCAACCGUAUUACUAUUAUCCAAGAUGUCCUGUGGUGUUUCAUAAAUUUCCAGCCUAAACGAACGAGUGAGGACGAGGAUGAAAUGUGAUUUACUGAAUAAUCUAAUAGCCGCAAUUGGUUGUAAUUGUUCACAUCCCCUUUUUAUUAUCAAUAUCCUAUUUGAUUUGUAAUUGAGAAUGUGUAUGUCGUCAGUGUAUGAGCCAUAAACGAUGAGAUUGUGAUCUAUUGAGAUGCAAUGUGCGUUUAUCCAUUUCUGGGGGUAUAUUGUAGAUAAUAGUUUUAUUUUAUGAGGACU